GCUCAUUAAUUCUAAAUCGACGAGAGGAGCUGUUCUGACGGACGCAAUGGCACAAAUAUGUCCUUUGUUCUAGAAGCUCGGCGGAAGCUAGUCGCAAACGCCGAAAACCUUCCACUUGGGCUGUCCCCGGGCCGUUUUUUCAUCAUUAUGAUAUUCCCCGUCUUGCCAAACCCCUAGUUUAACUUCAUUACUAGUGCUCGUCUGGGUCUGCGAUUCAUAAAUGCUGAGAGGCGUGUUCCUGCGCGCGCCAUCACGUCGGCUGUACGCUACUAUGGCCUCAAGCACACCAGUGGAAGACACGAUCCGUGCAAAGCUGACGGAGGCUCUGCAGCCGACUAGGCUGGAGAUCUACAAUGAUUCGCACUUGCAUGCUCACCACAAGGCAAUGGAAGGCAGCACUUCUAAGGAGACACAUUUUAGAGUAGUCGUCACGUCGCAAGCGUUUGAGAAGAAGAUGCAGGCUGCGCGGCAUAGAAUGGUGUAUGGUUUGCUGAAGGAAGAGAUGGCUCGCGAGGGUGGGAUACACGCGCUACAGUUGAGGACGAGGACACCGGAGGAGGAAGCCAAGAUGCAGGCCGCAGAGGAGGCGGAGAAGCCAGGAAAGUAUGCGGCCGAUGUUGAGGCGACAUGACAGCGGUCGAGGCCAUCAACUCUGUAGAAGCUGUACCACUAUCGCCGUCAACAUUACUUCUGCGCAUCGAGCUCGAUCACGACGUCUUCCAGAUAGCAAUUGGAACGGACAGUCCCGUUGUCUAGUGCACAAUCGCAGAACUGGUGCUGCGCCAUGUUGAGCGAACCUUUCACGAUGUAAUAUCAAUGUUCUCAUUCAAGCGCUACGUCGACCUCACUCUACUACAUAUUAUAGUGAGACCAUGUGUUAAUCAAGCGGCGAAAACGCGUACUUUUUGCACGUGUAGAGUCUGCUUCGACGCUGAGCAUCAACGAGC
Molecule: messenger RNA, 947 nt
Organism: Verruconis gallopava
Lineage: Eukaryota; Fungi; Ascomycota; Dothideomycetes; Venturiales; Sympoventuriaceae
Exons: 2
Coding region: 221-631 (136 amino acids)
Source: RefSeq, a predicted model, not a curated record